AUGCCGUGCUGGCACAUCAAUGUCGUCUGCAAUGGCAUGCUAUUUGAAUUGAACAAGUGUCAGGCAGGCCUUUGGCCUCCUUCCUCCUUCCUCCUUCCUGCUGCUGCUGUUCGAGUUCUCAAUUCAGUAUUUCUGUACGACAAUGCUCUCAAAACUCAAAAUAUUAACACUUUAACGCCAAGUUUUUUAUCCGGCUGCCGGAAGCAGACUACACACACACACACACACAUAAACCUUAGCGGUCGUUACGGCGCCAAAACGCCAUGUUGGAUUAUUCAACUCGACGCCAUUUCGCGUCACAAUGCGCGCUAUGCGCCCGCCGUCAUUGCACUCGACAGCAACGAGGCAACGUAGCGACGUUGGCUGCGGCACAUGCCGCCAACACAGCAGUAGCAACAGCAACGGCAACAGCUAGAAACAGCGGCCAACACGGCGGAUGAAGUUGCAAUUCAAAGUCAUAAACACGUGCAGCGUGGGCGCAAAGUCGCAGCUAAGCUGCAAAACAGGCGCUGCCACUGA
This is a messenger RNA of Drosophila nasuta, 519 nucleotides long. RefSeq lists its product as uncharacterized. NCBI's taxonomy places the organism in Eukaryota, Metazoa, Arthropoda, Insecta, Diptera, Drosophilidae. The record is from RefSeq and is a predicted model, not a curated record.